AGGGCACCAUCGCCAACGCCACCGACCGCGCCCCGUUUAUUAUUCCCCUUCACGCAGCCGCCCCCGUGUCUCCCGUGCGCACCUUCUCGAAGCCAUGGCGGACCAGCUCACCGACGAGCAGAUCGCCGAGUUCAAGGAGGCCUUCAGCCUCUUCGACAAGGAUGGCGACGGUUGCAUCACCACCAAGGAGCUUGGAACCGUGAUGCGGUCCCUCGGGCAGAACCCCACGGAGGCGGAGCUGCAGGACAUGAUCAACGAGGUUGACGCGGACGGCAACGGCACCAUCGACUUCCCCGAGUUCCUGAACCUGAUGGCGAGGAAGAUGAAGGACACGGACUCGGAGGAGGAGCUCAAGGAGGCGUUCCGCGUGUUCGACAAGGACCAGAACGGCUUCAUCUCGGCGGCGGAGCUGCGCCACGUGAUGACCAACCUCGGGGAGAAGCUGACGGACGAGGAGGUGGACGAGAUGAUCCGGGAGGCGGACGUGGACGGCGACGGCCAGAUCAACUACGAGGAGUUCGUCAAGGUCAUGAUGGCCAAGUGAGGUGGCGGCGGGACAGGGGUCUUCCCUCCCACGAAAUAAGCUUAAAAUUCAAGUGGAUUGGAAUGCCAGACAGACUCGCGUGGUUGUAUUUUGUGCUAUGUUUUUUAAGGAUACUGUUGCCUGUUGGGUAGUUGGUCGGGUUAUCUAUCUUGUAGCGGUGUAGUCUUGGGGGAGCAGCAUCGGAAUUACUACCUGGUUUCUUUUGGUUGUGGCACUUAUCUUGUUCGUCUUAUCAUGGAAUUUAGGGGCGUUGUGCAAAUCUCGGUUUUUGCGCUGCA
Triticum dicoccoides is the source of this 822-nucleotide messenger RNA. RefSeq names its product calmodulin-2. The transcript is spliced from 2 exons. Gene Ontology annotation, molecular function: calcium ion binding. Bases 95 to 544 code for a protein of 149 amino acids. The record is from RefSeq and is a predicted model, not a curated record. Gene Ontology annotation, cellular component: myosin II complex. Lineage: Eukaryota; Viridiplantae; Streptophyta; Magnoliopsida; Poales; Poaceae.